AUGUGUGGCCUCGUUAUCACCGUGGUGGUUCUCACGGUCAUGCCGAAAAAGCAUGCGAGCAGUGCCCAGGUGUGGACGGAGUACCACAACAACACGGGUGGAUGGGCAGACGGAGUUUGUUUCAUGACUGGUUUGUUGAAUGCUGCUUUUGCAGUUGGAGUCCCAGACUGUAUUAGCCAUCUAUCAGAAGAGGUUCCCCAGCCUGAGAUUCAGGUCCCGCAAGGCAUAAUGUUGCAGAUGCUCACAGCCUUCGUCACAUCAUUUGUGUACCUGAUCGCCCUCUUCUACUCCAUCCAAGAUCUAGACGCCGUCUUUACAAGUAACAUCGGCUCUUUCCCAACCGCCGAGAUCUACCGGCAAGCGACAGGGUCCAACGUAGGCGCCAUCGGUCUGAUCGCGGUGCUGUUUAUCGCAACCUUCCCAACUCUGAUUGGAACAUUCGUGACCGGCGGUCGAAUGUGGUGGAGUCUAGCACGCGACAAUGCUACGCCGUUUUCCGACUAUUUCGCUCAAGUACAUCCGACGCUAAACUGUCCCGUACGUGCUACGAUUGCUAUGAGCGCGCUCGUCACUUGUCUAGGGUGUAUAUACAUCGGUAGCACGACGGCGUUCCAAGCGCUGAUCUCGUCGUUUAUUGUGCUAAGCUCGCUAUCCUACUUUGGUGCUAUUUUUCCGCAUGUUUUAACCGGUCGCGGAAAAAUGGUCCCCGGACCAUUUUACAUGGGACAGAAGCUUGGGAUGGCAGUCAAUCUUGUUUCUUUGAUAUACAUUUUGGUUACUGUUAUUUUCUUCUGUUUCCCCUUGGUGUUGCCGGCUACGGUUCAAAAUAUGAACUACACCAGUGUGAUCGUUAUCGGCUUGAUGGUUCUCACUGCAUUCUGGUGGGUGUUCCAUGGCAGACGCCGGUACCAUGGCCCACAGUAUAGCUUUGAGGCUGCUGAGCGGUUGGCUAUUUUCCAAGAGGGCAAGGAGGGCCGUCGGUCUUUUAUUGAUCUUGUAGGUGUAACCCCUGUUGGUAUUGAGCACAGUAACUUUUCAUGA
Penicillium digitatum Pd1 is the source of this 1041-nucleotide messenger RNA. Its product is annotated as putative choline transport protein. Gene Ontology annotation, biological process: amino acid transport; transmembrane transport. Gene Ontology annotation, molecular function: transmembrane transporter activity. The record is from RefSeq and is a predicted model, not a curated record. Gene Ontology annotation, cellular component: membrane. NCBI's taxonomy places the organism in Eukaryota, Fungi, Ascomycota, Eurotiomycetes, Eurotiales, Aspergillaceae.